AGAGGGAGCGAGAGAGACACGCGCUCAACUAGCAGGUCAUCCAGCUCACAAAAUCUGUUGUGUUCUGACAACGACAACAGAAAGGAGCCAGAAGACUUCACUUAACAGACACACUGCGCUUUCAGAAAUGCACGGAUUAAGGGAACGGCGUUUUAUCUCCACACCUGACAUUUUCCAGGCUUUUUCAGGCUUUUUGGUGACAGCGAAAGAGUAGAAGGAAGUGUUUUCAAAGAGGACAGAAUGAAGCAAAGCUCUGGAGCCAACGACUGCUUGAAAGAUGCCAUGAAGAAUGCAUCGCCUCUAAGUGAACUCGGGAGGUAACAAACUUUUGCUUUCGAGAGGCUCUCAGUGUGGGACAUUAUGAACUUGCAUGUCAAUAUUUCAAAACCGGUGCCCAAAAGCGUGUUGACCUCUUCAAACCUGAUGCCCUUUGACCCUGACUCCUGGACUCCGAGCCCGGACAUCAUGCUGGGUAAUGUGGUCCAUAACAGUUCAAUCGGCUGUAACAGAAGCUGGACUGACAGAGAAGCAUCCCUCUUUCCCAAUCUAUCCAUGAUUGCCACUUCCAGCGAAAGGACAGAACUGCUGUCAUCGCAAAGGUGCAACGGCGAGACGACUAAAGAGGAGUUAGAUCGCAAAAACUGGGCUGCGCUGCUGAUUUUGGUUGUGGUCAUUGUUACGGUGGCUGGGAACAUUUUAGUAAUCAUGGCCGUCAAUCUGGAAAGAAAACUGCAGAACGCCACCAAUUACUUCCUCAUGUCACUUGCGGUGGCAGAUAUGCUUCUGGGACUUCUGGUCAUGCCAGUCUCCAUGGUGACCAUUGUGUAUGGUUACUCAUGGCCUUUCCCUGCAUCACUGUGUCCCAUGUGGAUCUACUUGGAUGUGCUCUUCUCCACCGCCUCCAUCAUGCACCUGUGUGCAAUCUCCCUUGACCGCUAUGUGGCCAUUCGUAACCCCAUCCGACACAAUCGGUCAAACUCCCGCUCCCGUGCCCGAGCCAAGAUUACAGCGGUCUGGACCAUCUCUGCAGGCAUUUCCAUGCCAAUCCCAGUGCUGGGUCUGCGGGAUCACACCAAAGUUUUCAAGGAUGGCAGCUGCCUAUUGACUGACAACUCUUUUGUAUUGAUUGGGUCCUUUGUGGCUUUCUUUGUGCCAUUGACUAUUAUGGUGGUGACCUACUUCCUGACUAUCAGCGCUCUGCAGAGCGAAGCCACACUCUGCCUUGACCAACUGGUGCCCAGGCCCAAAUGGAGCACAGGUUUAACUCUCAACUUCCUACCAGGACCCUCGUUUUCGCCAUCAGAGAAAAAACUCUUCUUGCGACGUUCAUUGAGCCGUGAGCCAGGAGCCGAUUCGGGAGUUGUCACACCACCUUUUGGACGGCAUAACAUGCAGUCUAUCAGCAAUGAACAAAAGGCCUCUAAAGUUCUGGGGGUAGUUUUCUUCCUCUUUGUGGUCAUGUGGUGUCCCUUUUUUAUCACCAAUGUCUUGGCAGUGGUUUGUGAACCGAAUGCGUGUGACGCUGAUAUAAUAAACAGACUGUUGAAUGUUUUUGUAUGGGUUGGUUACCUGUCCUCCGCUGUUAACCCAUUGGUUUACACACUCUUCAACAAGACUUAUCGCUCAGCCUUCGCCAGAUACAUCCGAUGCCAGUUUUAUGAAGAAAAGAAACCAUUACAGUUAAUUCUGGUCAACACAAUCCCACCGAUGGCCUAUCAGUCCACACACCUGCCACUCACUGGAUCAAUAGGCAAUGGGGAUUUCUCUCUACCCCUUCCUAAUAAAAACCACCAUCUGCCCAAAAGCAGCAAAAAUGAGAGUGUCAGCUGCUUGUGAAUUCACUCUAUGAGAGUAGGAUUUCUUCUGGGUUCUUGUUUGGCAUUAAAUCCUUCUUACCUCUACAGAGAUUGGUUCUGAAUGGCCUAAAGUAUUAGUAUUCAAAACUCAAUCGUAUCUGUGAAUGAACUGCAUCAAUGUCCACAGGGUACUGAUACAUCAAAAGACUGACCAGGAUCUGCCCCUAACGUCAGUAUCGGUGAAUCUAUGUGAUAAAUUGGCUAUAAAAAAUGUAUAUAAGUGUUAAAUCAAAGUUUCGGUUUGAUGUCAAGACUUCUUGUUUUGAUUUUUUGAUGUAGCACUUUAUAUUGCAGAAAGUGAAGUCUAAAGUCAUGGGAGAUCAACCGUUCUGUUUACAAUGUCUGGUUUUUGGAUAACAGUUGUGAUGUGACUAGUGUUUUGUAUUGCAUCAAGCAAUUGAGAUGCUGUAGCCUCAUUCAUGUAAGCUGAUGUCUGUGCUGCUGGCUUAUUAUUUGUCGUUUGUAUUCACUGAAUCCA
This is a messenger RNA of Danio aesculapii, 2334 nucleotides long. RefSeq names its product 5-hydroxytryptamine (serotonin) receptor 2A, genome duplicate a (gene htr2aa). Gene Ontology annotation, cellular component: dendrite; plasma membrane. The record is from RefSeq and is a predicted model, not a curated record. The transcript is spliced from 3 exons. Lineage: Eukaryota; Metazoa; Chordata; Actinopteri; Cypriniformes; Danionidae. Bases 361 to 1836 code for a protein of 491 amino acids. Gene Ontology annotation, molecular function: neurotransmitter receptor activity; G protein-coupled serotonin receptor activity. Gene Ontology annotation, biological process: chemical synaptic transmission; G protein-coupled receptor signaling pathway, coupled to cyclic nucleotide second messenger.